Molecule: messenger RNA, 7072 nt
Organism: Caenorhabditis auriculariae
Lineage: Eukaryota; Metazoa; Nematoda; Chromadorea; Rhabditida; Rhabditidae
Source: the annotation of a GenBank genome assembly
AUGCAGCGACAUCGGUACAGGAUGACGUACGAGACCAUCUCCGUGCGGAUGAACCGCAGCGACACGACCAUCCGCUGGGGAUUCACCAUCCGGGCCCAGGGAGAUCAGCUUAUCAUCGAUCGGGUGAGCUUUUUUUUAUCAGAAAAACGUGCUGUUUGAACCAGAUUUUUCAAUCUUUUUCUUAAAUAAGAGUGAAAAUUGGUUACUAUAGGAGGAAAAUUAAGGUGGUCUCCAUGGGGGUUUAACGUUAAGAACUUAGGAAUUCCAGAGUGGUCCUUCUAGGGAUUCACGAGUAAAACAGCCCCAGUAGGAGCCGAAAAAAAAAUUAAAGUGGUCUCUAUGGGGGUUUAGCGUCUGACCUCUUAGCCCCUAAAGCCUAAGUGGCCCCUAUAAGAGUUUUUCAGUUUCAUUCAAAAAAAGCUUAAUUAUUUAGUUUUUCGCAUGGAAAUGCUUCUUCACUUAGAUUUCAUAAAAAUCAUCUGAUAACAUGUCCCCUAUAGGGACCAUUUUCAAGCUUUAAUGACCCCUAUAGGGAUUGGUAAAAAGGUCUCUAGAAGGACCCCUAUAGGGACAACUCUGGAAUUCAGAAAAAUGAAUAUAUAAAAGGUAAGAAUCACUAUAUGCCCUCGAAUCAACAAAAAUUAGAGUGUCUCAAACUUUUAUUUUUUCCAGACAAAGUUAAGAUUUAAUAGUAAAGCUGUAGAAGCUUCCCACUUCAUAUAAUUGAGUCAGUAAAGGUCUCUGAAUAUUUGAAAAAAAUAAAUCAAAAAAAGUAAAAAACCACGAAAUACGAGGUGAGAAGACCUAUAUUACACUCUUCGAGUGGUCGUUUACAUUAUAUGAUGAAAUUCUUGUUGAUCCUUUUAGCUUAUUCACAAUACCAUGGUAGCAUAAAGAUGCACGAAAAAAAUUUUUCAAAUCGAAAUUGAAAAAAAAAGACUAUUCAAUGCAUAAGUUAGAAUUUCUGGUUUUUCGAUUUUUUCUAAUUUUUUUUAAACUUUUCGUUCAUAAUUUUCGUUCAUAGACUUCAUUUCACAGAAGAAACGUUUUAAAAAGUUCUCAAAAAAAUUUAUAAAAAAAUUUAUUAGCAAUAGAGCGCACUUCAAAUAUGCAGUAAAAAAAAUUGGUAAAAUCUUUUUAUGCACUUUUUUUCUUUUUAAAUCACGAUUUUUUUGAAGAUUUUGUUCCGUGUUAGUAAUUCUGCCUAGUUCGAAUUAGCCUUCCAAGAGUCAAAAAAAUAUAACUAAAUUAUGAAGAGCUGAAGAUUUCUUUUGAAUUUCAAGAAAACUACUUCAAACACGGCAUAAAUUUUUCAUUAAAGAGGGUUUGAAUUAAUUUCGAUAUAUUCGCAAAUUUUAACAAUAAAUAAUUUCGAAACUUGAGAAAAAUCUGAUUCGUUCAACUUUUCUCUUUCCAAUUUUUUUUUGGUUUCCUUGAAGUUUAAAUUUUUUCUCGAAAGUUAUUUUGCAAAAGAAAAAUCAUUUUGGCGUUUAUUCUUCAUUUUUUUUUGUCCACAACUGUACAAGUUUCAGGUCGAGGCCGAAUCUCUCUCCGACAAAGCUGGUGUGAAAGAAGGCGACCGUGUUGAAUCCGUACGUUCUGAUUUUCUUUGGGAUGUUUGUGAAACAGUAUUUUGCAGAUCAACGGCCGUCCAUCAAGGGGAGUCGACGCCCACACGGCCAACCGUCUCGUCAACGACGCCUACAACGAAGUUCGCCUCUCUUUGCAAAGGUAUUUUCUUGAUAUAAUUAUAAAUCUUCAAGCGAAAAGAUGUUAAAACCCAAAGAAAAUCCUUUCAUUUAUCUCGGGUUGCUUUUUUACGCGUUUUCGCAGCUGUGCUCAAACAGCAAAAGAGAUGAAGGCGAAAAAAAAAAACAAGGCGUUUUACACAAAACGCGGCAUUUUUCCAUGCGACAAGCCUCAAGUGUCCGAGUUCCAAGUUUUUUUGAUUUGAGGGAUUUUUUUAGAGGUUUUCACACAAAUUGUCAAAAAUUAAUUUUGGUACAGAAGUAACGAAUGGAAAGGCGUAAUAUUUUUGGUUCGAAAUUUUCUUUUCCAUUUAAAAAGGAAAGUUCAUAAAUAAGAGAAGUUAUUGAACAUCAAAAAAAGCAACGAUAUUAGAAAUUCGAUUGAAAAAUUUUUUUGUUUGAGGUAAUUUUUAGAGAUUUUUAUAUGAAUUAAAAUAAUGGAAUUUACGAUCUUGAAAGGAGGAGUUGGAAAGUUUUUUGGUACAAAAUUCGCCCUUCUAUUAAAAAAUGAAAUUUCAUUAUUAAGAGAAGGUAUUUCACACCAAAAAAGCAAGGUUAUUAGAAAUUUCGAUUUAAAAAAAUUUCUUUGAACAAUUUUAAUUCAGGUUUUUCAAGGGUUUGAAACUCUAGUCAAAUAAUUAGAGAAUAAUAAGAUUUUCUACUGUUCUUAGAACUUCGCUUGAGAACUUCACAUUUACCAAAAACUUGUUAAAAAUUCUAUUAUUUGGCCAACCUUAUAGGGGGAGGGGAUGCACAUGAGAAAAAUCGCAACUUUAUUGAAAAAUUCGAUUCGAAACGAUGAAAAAAAUCCAUAAAAAAAUUUUUCACUCUUAGGAUUUUUUUAUUUUGUUGAAAAAUGUGGAUGAAUAUUUUUAAAUAAUGAAGUUAUUUUUUUAGAUACGUUGCCUCGCACACUUGCCUCCCAUGGACCCUGAGCGAAAAAGAUAACAAAAUGGUGGUGGAAGAGGCCCGACCGGGCUUCGGCAGCGGAUUCGGCCAUGGAACCACCAACUUUUCUUCGACCAACACCUUUAAUGUCAGUGUCUGGGCGGAAAAUGAAAGUGACGCGAAAUUACAAUUUAUUUCAAACUUGGUCAGAAAUGGUCUGUCGCGCCAGCUUGUUUCGUUUUUUUUUCGCGCGAAAAAGACCAAAUUUGAUCGGACUUUAACAAAAACAACUUGAAAAAUUGAACAACAGAAAAAAUUUAAACUUGAAAGAAAUGAAGUAAAAAAGCGAAAAUCCAAAAAUGGCGAAGCGUGUUAUCCAUAGAGCAACUUUACUGCAAGAUGCCCAUUUGGCGGGUACUCAAACUUUUCUUUUCCCGAAAUUGAAUUAUUUUUUUCCAAUUUCAAGACUUUUGUUUUUUGUUAUACCUUUUGCGAGUUAAAAGUGAGGGUGAAAGCUGGGUUUACGGUAGUUGUAGAAAAAAAUAAUCUCUUACAUGAAAUUUACAAUUUUAUCGGUCCAUUGAGCUCAACUUUUAUAACUUAAUCUGGUCUAUUGAAAACACAGCUGAACUAAAAAGUUCUUGAUUGAAAACAAUAUCAAUCGAUUGUUCUGUAGGAGAAUCCGAGUGAAGAAGAAAAGUUCUAGUAGUUCCAAGACAACUUUCCUUGCAUCUAAAGACUUUAUGAAUCAAUCAAAAUCCAUAUUUAGUUUCGAAACUUUCCAGAACUCGUCGAGCAACAACUUCUCUAGCCAAAACCAGUACUCGAGCAUCGGCGGCGGCAACUACGGAAACACGGGCGGUUCAUUCCCCGGCUUUGGCGGCAAUUCAAACGCGUCGCGCUCCUCGCACCACCAGUCCCAGAGGUGGGAGGACGUCAUCGGCUUUCCUUGACCUUUCGCUUCUUUUUCUCUCACGAAACAAGCUAGGCAUCGAAAGUUGUGUUAAAGUAGUGGGAAAUGGGUGUCGGAUCACUUUUCGAAAUUGUACAGUUUUGAACUGGUUAGAAUAAAUGUUUUUCUUUGAUUAGGAGUUUGCAGUUGAAAUGAAGAAGUGAACGAAUUCUUUUCAGCGUAUACAAUUCCUCGUCGGCGCCGGUCGUCAUCCCGACCAACGUCGUCAAUAAUUCUUCCCAGAGAUACAACUCCAACUUCAACUCGGUUGGUUUUCGCGAGAUGCUGAGGUUCUCGAGCAAGUAGACACCUUAGUGAUCUCUCCAUCCACUUUAGGAGUUGACAACUUUGACUAUUUUAAAGUUCUAAAAAAUUCCAAAGUUGUCAUUAUUUAUCGAGAACAUUGUUUUGAAGAUUCAGAAGUUUGAAAUCGGACGAGAUUUUCCAGAUGAAAAAAACAGCAAUCGGCGUUAACAUCAAAAACCCACAAGAAAAUCGUACUUUCAGAAAAAAAAAGACCCGAUUUCCAAACAUAUUCGAAUCGUAGAAUUUUCAUACGGCCUCAUAAAAACCUGUCUCUAUCACAUGUAUUCUCAAGACGUCAGAUUUUAAAAAAAAAUUUGGGUUUUUCGUGCAAAUCAAAGCUUCGUCUGGUAUUUAUGAAAUAAAAGAUAAACAAGAUUCAGAUCUUUUUCUCAGAAUCCUCCAGAACUUCCAGGGAAGCCGAGCUCCAUUCACAACCAACUCAUCGAACAACUACACGACCUCGACCUCCAACUCCAUCAAUCAGGCGACCAACUACAACAGCAUCCCAACCGGCUUCACCAAGUCCAACGACGCCCCAUCGUCCUACGGCUCCGGCGCUGGUGCCAAUAACUACGCCAAUACUAAUACUGGAAGCGCUGCUCCGCCAGCUUCCUUCUAUGGGUUAGAAAAUAGGGUCAAAAAAAGAAAAAGAAAAGAUAGAAAGAUGGCUAAUUUUUUGUUUCGCGCCAAAAACCGCGACGCGUACGCAACGCGUCAACCUUGCCAAUCUUCCCAUCUCGCCUCUCAAGUCGGGAAAGUGUGUAGAAAUAAUUAGAUCACGUGGAAUAUUAGACCACUAUAUAAAGGUCUGUUUUGACGGUUCCGCCUUGAUUCCUGCAUUCGACAACCCACUACAGACAGUCGAAGUAGCGAGGGGGGUUGUCAAAUGCAAAGUUUUACCAAACUUGGGUAGAAAGAUGUAGUCGUAUCUGGUAGUCGCAGUAGAAGACGGUGGGUUGUUGCAUGCAGGAGUCGUAGUAGAAGAGAAGGAGUUGUCGAAUCAAAGUUUUACCUAACUUGGAUAGAAAGAUGUAGUGGGCGGUGGCUAGUCGUCGCUGGCUAAGGGAUUUUGUAUACGUCGCUGGUUGUGACUCGUUAGCCGUAACUCCUGCCUGCAACAAACCAUCGUCGCUACUACGAUUACCUAACUUGGGUAGAAAGAUGUAGUGGGCGGUGGUGUCGCUGGUAGUCGAAGGAGACGACGCUGGGUUGUUGCAUGCAGGAGUCGUAGUAGACGAGAAUGAGCUGUCGAAUGCAGGAGUCGAGGCGGGAGCGAUGUUGAUGAUGAUAGACGGUGAAAACAGACCUUUAUAUAGUGGUCUAAUCUUCCACGUGAUCUAUUCAUUUCUACAUACAUUUCUACAAAACUUGUUCUAGAAUCAUUUGAAAAAUUGAACAGAGAUAAUUUUGUGACUUUAGCUACAACGGUGGCGCUCCAUCGGACGGCUACGGCAAAGGCGCCGGCGGCGUUCCUCUGAACCAAUUCACCUAUGUUCAGACGAACAAUCUCCCUGCCAGCCAUGAUAAUGGUGGCUUGUCGCCAGGUAAAAUCUCAUCGAAAACGAUUUUUUUUAGGUGUGAAGAAGAAAAGAUUGUAUACGAUAACUAUUGUUUUCGUUUUGGGACCUAUUUUGAAAACUUCUUGAAGAUUUCAAAAAAAAAAUCAAGCUUUAGUGAGCUAACCAAGGAACGUUUUUUACCCCCCGGUUGAACUUUUACUGAAACUUUGCUGGAGUGUUCUUUAGGACCCCCCUGAUUGCAGAUCAAGAAAAAAAUUUCUCGCACUAGUUUUUUUUUCAAGUUAUGGAGCUUCAAAGUGUGCAAAACACGCAAAUUUGGCCAAAAAAGCGGUAUUUCGGUCUUUUGAAGUGUCCUAACUCGAAAACAAGAUCUAUUGCGAGAAAUUUUUUUUCUGUUCUGGAAUCAGGAGGUCCUGAAGUACACUUCAGCAAAGUUUCAGCAAAAAGUUCAACCGGGGGGUAAAAAAAGUUUCCUAGUAGACUAAAAGAACGGAAGGCUUCCAAAAAACAAAACGCCAAUAAAAGCCAAAAAAAAUUUGAUGGUUUGACUGAGUAUCACACGAUAUCCUUUCUUUUCGCUUUAGGACCUCUUUUGGAAACGUUGAAAGAUUCGGAAAAUUCCAUGACGCUUAGGCUUCCUGAGAAAGAUUAACAGAACUGAAAGCCAUGGAAUUUCCAGGAAAAAUGUACUACCAUUCGCCGAGCUCGCGCUCCAAGAGGGAUCUCUCACCCGGCGCUUCGAUUCAGGUUAAAGUUUGAACUUUAAUGAUACAAUUUUCUUUGGAAAAAUUCAAUCUCGUCUCUCUUUCCCUACCCUUACGCUCCAAGGAUAAUUUCAUCUUUCAUCGAUAGAGCGCGAUAUUUUUUAUUCCAGCACCUCCAAUACAACUCCCCAAUGAACCUUUACUCUUCGGAAACGGCCGCCGAUCAAUACUUCCAACAGACUGGAGUCCAUCCGGAGUUUGACUGGAUUUAUACCUUUUUUUCAAAAAGAUAAUUCAGAAACCCGCCGCCACGUGAUAGCAAGACGCCAGCUUAUUUGACCUCCGAAACAAAGAAGGUAAGUUUUCUUUAGAAAAUCAACUUCAGAUUCCUUCAAAAUUUCAUUAGAGGUCUACUUGAGUUCCUUCGCGAGUUAGAAAGAAAAAUCAUCGAUGAAGUGAGAAAAGAUUUUUAUGGGAAUGUUUCAGUUCUCCACGACUACUUAGAAAUUUUAGAGUGAUCCCUAUAGGGGUUUAGGAGACGUCCAAGGUAACCUAAGGCUGCCCUCAUAGGGGUCACUUUGGAACUCCUAAGAAUAGUUAUGAAUCUAUAGGGCUCUUUCAAUUUAAAAAAAGGUUAUUUUUUUAGUUUUUUUCGCAUGGAAAUGCUUCUCCGCAUAGAGUACAUAAAAAAAUUAUCGACUAGCAUGUCCCCUAUAGGGGCCUCUAACAAACCCCUGUUUCAUGAGGGAUAAACUUCAAGGUUGUAGCUCGGAAGUCGCUCUGAAUGCUUUAUAGAAAAAGAAGAAUUUUUCAAUAAGAAAGGAUUUCCCGAAGAAUAUAAUUUUCCAGUUGAUCGAAGAAGAAGCCCGGGGGCGUUCGAGCCGCGGAAGAUCGCCGUCCAGCCAGAGCUCCUGCUUCAAGCGCAUUUCUCAUGCCGUUGGGGCCGACCUUUGA